AUGCAAUUGCCUCAAUUAGAUAACAAUGAAAUUAAAAAACAAACCAUAACUCGAUCUUUUGAAGAAUGUUCAAAGACUGUUAGUAACAAAGAUAAUUCUUUGUCUUCCAGAAAUGUAUUUGACGAUUUAUCGAAAAAAGAACAAAGCUCUAGCACGUUUUCCCAUGAGAAUAAAAUGACUAAAAAACCUGUUGAAAACUAUGAACGAUUAUCUGAUAAAUACCCAAGGAAAAGGAUUUCUGAUAGUGGAAAUGCAGAGUAUAUGCAAAAACAUACGAGUUCUCACUUGUUGCCAAGUAAUAAGAGUGCUGUGAAAAAUGCUGAUUUUGAACAAAAGAAGAUCUUAAGUAGCAAACUAGACCCUAACCCGUUUGGGAAAAUUAUACAUUCGACAGAAGAAAAUUCUAAGCUUAUAAACAUACCUGAUAUAAAACCCAAUGAUCCAAGAAUUAAAACAGUUAGCUCUCCUAGAUCUGAACCUCUUCCUCUUGUUACUAAUUAUGAUAUGCCAAAUACAAAAAAUAGUACAUUUUCUGAAUCUCGGAGUAGAUACACCUUUCCAUCUAUAUUAGAUAUGGAUUAUAGAUAUGUUCCUAAUCAAAAUUUUGUUCACUCACAAGCAGUACAACCGCAAACAUUUACUACUAAUCCUAAAUCAAAUUUUAUGCCGCGCCACAAUAAUCAGAAUUUCCAUCAGAAAACACCAUUGCUACCAACACCAAAUUCAAAUAUUCGUAACUCCAAAGAUUUUACCAAUUCGGAAAAAUGUUACGUUUCGGCAUCUCAUGAAUAUCAAAACACUGACUAUUUUUACGACAACGCGGAUCAACGAAUAUCGAAAAAUGAUUAUUAUGAUCAUCAGUUCGAUUAUAGAGACCGCGUGCAAUUUGAUCUGAAUGAACAUAGUUCACUGAAAUAUAAUAAACAUGAAUUUAUGCAUUCUAAUUCGAGAUUUCACGAUAACUCUCGAUCUCAUUAUCGAGGUAACAGUGCAUACGGUCGGGAUAACAAAUACAGGUGGAGUAGAAGCCUCUCUAAAAUGAGCGAUCCGCGAACAUUUCGCACAGAUGAUUCUAAUUGCCAUGUAGAAAAUGAUAUUGAUUAUAGAUCACCGAGAGAAAAUACAUCUUCUGCUUUAAAUUUAAAUAAGUCUUCAUCAUUCCUUGAGGAAAGUAUAACCCAAAAUUCUUCCAAAGUUACUGAUGUUAAACGACCCUCUCCUAAAGAAAACAUAAAUAAUCAAUUAAAAGACAUCGCAAAGACACCUCAUGACGUUAAAAGCACAAUAAUGAAUAAUGACAAAGUGGACAUUAAAUCACAGUCCGUGAUCUCUGAUUGCAAUAAUGUGAAAAACAUCAACACGAAAGAUGAGAACAAACAGAGCGAUACAGAGGAUCAAUUAAAUAUAUUACAAAAAUUGGAAGAAAAAAUAGGCUCUAAAAAGGUAGAGAAAAUAAAACAGAUCAUUGAUGGUGAUUCUGAUGAAGACAUUAAUGAUAAUAAAAGCAAUAUAAGUGAAUCACCUAUAUUUAAAAAAAAAAAAAAAAGGAUAAAAAAGAUCGAAUCCGAUUCUUCGGAUGAAGAUGUUACAGAUUCGAAUAAACAUACUAAUUAUGAAUGUAAUGAAAAUUCAAAUGAAGUGCAAGACAUUGAAAAAAAAGUUGUGAAACCUAAAAGGCGAAACGCAUUAGAAAUGUUGCAGCAUGAUGUGCGAGAUAUGUUUAUAUGUGAAGGAGUUCUUACAGCAACGGGAAGACGUAUGUGUAGGAUUCUUAAGGAAGACAGUAUUAUGGAGACGAACUGCAUUUUAAAUACAGAUGAUUUAAAAUCUAAUUCAUGCCGUAAAAACCGCAAAAAUUUGAGAAAAAUCAAUUAUACUGAAUCUAAAGAUGAUUUGACCUUGAACACUGAAGAAGAAAAUGAAACGUUCAAAUCGAAAUCUAGUAUGCAUAUGCAACCUAGAAUAAUUCUAGAAAAAUUAAAAGAUUUUGAUUGUCAAUUAGAAAUAGAAGAAAACAUUUGCCGAGGACGUAACGUUGCUAGAAGAGGCAGGGGAAUUAGCAUUUCUGCGCGAACAUUGAGGAAUCCUAUUAGAAAUGAGAAGAUAAACACGAAUUUAAAUAAAUGCGACGCUGAAAACCAAAAUGUUAUUGAAAAGAAUGGUCAGUGUGAGGAUAUAGCAUCAGAAAAUACUGAAGAUAAAAAUGAUGCUGUCGAUAAGGAACAUAAUUCAAUCCCUGAAAAGUGUGAUAACCUAAUGUCUGAUUCUGGAGAAAAAAAUAUAGUAAAAUGUAUUUUAAAUGAAUCUAAUGAAAACAGCAUUGUAAAUAGAAGCGAAAAUAAAUCAACUGAUAACGUCAACGAGGACGUAGAUUUCAAUGAUUAUAAAAAGAUCGACGACGGACCACCAUUAAUAGUUCAUGACCUCGUUUCGAAUCAUGAAUAUGGAUUGAAGAAUGAUUCUAAUAAAAAACCUUCAGAUAACACUGCUGAAAUUGUAUCAUCAGAAUCUGAAAUAUUCUUGUUGAUAAAAAUCCUUUUCUGCUUGAAAAGAGGCAGAACUCUCAAAAAUGAAGAUAAUGAAGUUUUACCACAAAAUGAUAAUGCUCAAAUUAUUCUCGAUAACAUAACUUCUGACAAUACUGAAACGUCUCAAAAAAUAAUUUCUGGAAGCAAUUUGGAUUUCGAUAAAAAUAUAACAACUGAAACUAAAGAUAUAACUAGUGACAUUCAACCAGAAAUAUCGGAUAAGGUGAGAGCUAUCAACCUAGAUUUUCUUUCGCCAAAUCGGUAA
Ctenocephalides felis (cat flea) is the source of this 2793-nucleotide messenger RNA. RefSeq names its product MATH and LRR domain-containing protein PFE0570w-like. The coding region runs from base 1 to 2793 and encodes 930 amino acids. The transcript has 5 exons. The record is from RefSeq and is a predicted model, not a curated record. NCBI's taxonomy places the organism in Eukaryota, Metazoa, Arthropoda, Insecta, Siphonaptera, Pulicidae.